Lycium ferocissimum is the source of this 498-nucleotide messenger RNA. RefSeq lists its product as uncharacterized. The coding region runs from base 1 to 498 and encodes 165 amino acids. The record is from RefSeq and is a predicted model, not a curated record. The transcript is spliced from 4 exons. NCBI's taxonomy places the organism in Eukaryota, Viridiplantae, Streptophyta, Magnoliopsida, Solanales, Solanaceae.
AUGGUGGAUGUUACCCACCGUUGUAGCUCCAUUGUUUCGAAGGCUUCGGUCCAAAAGAAGGAAGACCCCGGAGCUUUCACUAUUCCUUGCACUAUUGUGGUUUACAAAUUAGCUAAGGCCUUGUGUGAUCUUUGUGCAAGCAUCAACUUGAUGCCUCUUGCUAUUUUUAAAAAGUCUGGCUUGGGCACUCCCCGAACCACUACAAUGAGCUUGUUGAUGGCAGAUCAAAUCGUGAAGAGGCCAGUGGAAAUUCUUAAUGAUGUGCUUGUAAAGCAACCAGCAGAUAUAAGUGUGGUGUCAGUGAUUGAUACUAUUGAUGAGGCCUUAGAAACUACCGUUGAGCAAGAUUAUGUUGGCAAGAGAGGAAAGCGGAAAAUGAAGCGUGGUGGUGGUGGAAUGACGAAGAAGAAGGAUUCUAGAGGUGGGGGUGGCGUGAGAGUGGAGGAAAUGAAGAAGAAGAAAAAGGGGGUUUUUGAUAUGGCAUUGACAUGGCGUUGA